UCGAUUGAGAAUCACAGUUCAGAUGAAAAACAUGGCGGCUUGCAUUUCCUUAACAUCAAAGUAGAUACAGUCGUAAAUGAAACUAGAAGUGAUCAUAGAAUUCUUGUCAGGAAUGAGCAAAAAUUCAAUAGUUAACCUAAAUCUAAUGUCUUUUGUAUGUUAAAAGAAAUUUAACUAGAUCGUACAUAAUUCGCGUCAAAAGAUGGUAAAACUAUAUGCGCUGUCUGUUUUGUAUAAAAAUCCUACAUCAGCGACAAUGUUAAAAGCUGCUUAUGAUGUAGAGUCAUUUUCGUUUUUUCAAAGAGGAAGCAUCAAAGAGUUUAUGACAUUUAUAAGUAAGACUAUUGUGGAACGUACUCAGAGUUGCUCUAGACAGAGUGUGAAGGAAGGAGAUUACAUGUGUCACGUGUUUGUACGAGCAGAUAAUCUUGCUGCAGUACUUAUAUCGGACCAUGAAUAUCCUAGAAGAGUAGCACAUACACUAAUUACAAAAGUUAUGGACGAUUUUGUAGCAAAAUAUCCACAAUCUAUGUGGGAUACGUUGAAUGAAGCUAUGACUGACUUUGCACAGGUUAACAUAUAUUUAGCGAAAUAUCAAAACCCAAAUGAAGCAGAUGCUCUUACUAAAAUGCAAAAUGACUUAGACGAGACAAAAAUUAUUUUACAUAAUACAUUAGAGGCUGUUCUUAAAAGAGGUGAGAAUUUGGAUGAAUUGGUUUCCAAGUCACAAGGUCUUAGCGCUCAGUCGAAAGCGUUUUACAAAACUGCACGUAAAACUAAUUCGUGUUGUAGUUUAACUCCUUAAAACUCUUUGUUGUGAAAAUCAUGCUGACUAUGUUUCAUUGUAAUUUUAUAAUAUCAAUACAGAGUGCAAAGAAAUUAGUAUUACAUACAGAUUUCAUUAAAAUGGGUAAUUUGUAAAUUCUACAUGUAGUUGGCAUCAUGUGACAAAAUUCGAUAUUUUGUGUACAGAUUGUUUGUAUAUAAGGUGUAUUAAUGCACUUAAAUAGUGUAUCGAGCUACUGCCGGAUUCACUCAACUGAUUUUAAUACUUUUUAUUCGUUCUUAAUUUUUUUUUUUUUUUCUUUUUGUAAAAACCAACUUGGUCUUAGAAGAAUCGUACUAUAGUUUUGUGUAUAGGAAUACAUUCCGACUUUUAUUUAUAUAUUGACAAAAUAUAAAAAAACGAUUAUAAAAGUAAAGUGAAUAUUUCUCUACUAAAGAUAAGUAUAUGAUGUAAGUACAACUUUUAAAUUUAUUUAAGUGCCGAGAUGGGUUAUUACAAAAUGAAUCUUUGUAAACAGUUACCUUAGUGUUUAUUUAUAACGUAACGUAGUAUAAUAGUAAAUGAAAAAUAUUUUUGCUAUUAAAA
Messenger RNA from Bombus pascuorum, 1372 nucleotides. It is a transcript of the gene Ykt6, whose product is annotated as synaptobrevin homolog YKT6. The record is from RefSeq and is a predicted model, not a curated record. Gene Ontology annotation, cellular component: Golgi apparatus. The transcript is spliced from 4 exons. NCBI's taxonomy places the organism in Eukaryota, Metazoa, Arthropoda, Insecta, Hymenoptera, Apidae. Gene Ontology annotation, biological process: endoplasmic reticulum to Golgi vesicle-mediated transport. Gene Ontology annotation, molecular function: SNAP receptor activity. Bases 203 to 805 code for a protein of 200 amino acids.